AUGGCUCAUAACAUCACUUUUAAACUCUAUCAGUGUAUAGAAUGUGGAAAGAGCUUCAGUAGGGGCUCCACUCUCACUUCCCAUCAAAGAAUUCAUACAGGGGAGAAACCCUAUCAGUGUGUGGAAUGUGGAAAGAGCUUCUGGAAGAAGGACAAGCUCUCUUCCCAUCAAAGAAUUCAUACAGGGGAAAAACCCUAUCAGUGUGUGGAAUGUGGAAAGAGCUUCAGUACAAGCUCCACUCUCACUUCCCAUCUAAGAAUUCAUACAGGGGAGAAACCCUAUCAGUGUGUGGAAUGUGGAAAGAGCUUCCGGAAGAAGGACAAUCUCACUUCCCAUCAUAGAAUUCAUACAGGGGAGAAACCCUAUCAGUGUGUGGAAUGUGGACAGAGCUUCCGGAAGAAGGACAAUCUCACUUCCCAUCAUAGAAUUCAUACAGGGGAGAAACCCUAUCCGUGUGUGGAAUGUGGAAAGAGCUUCAGUACGAACUCCAAUCUCACUUCCCAUCAGAGAAUUCAUAGAGGGGAGAAACCCUAUCAGUGUGUGGAAUGUGGAAAGAGCUUCAGUCAGAGCUCGUCUCUCACUUCCCAUCAAAGAAUUCAUACAGCGGAGAAACCCUAUCAGUACUUGGAAUGUGGAAAGAGCUUCAGGAAAAAGGACAAGCUCACUUCCCAUCAAAGAAUUCAUACAGGGGAGAAACCCUAUCAGUGUGUGGAAUGUGGAAAGAGCUUCGGUACGAGCUCCAAUCUCACUUCCCAUCAGAGAAUUCAUACAGGGGAGAAACCCUAUCAGUGCUUGGAAUGUGGAAACAGCUUCAGUCAGAGCGCUCAUCUCACUUCCCAUCAAAGAAUUCAUACAGGGGAGAAACCCUAUCAUUGUGUGGAAUGUGGACAGAGCUUCCGGAAGAAGGACAAUCUCACUUCCCAUCAUAGAAUUCAUACAGGGGAGAAACCCUAUCAGUGUGUGGAAUGUGGAAAGAGCUUCAGUACGAACUCCAAUCUCACUUCCCAUCAGAGAAUUCAUAGAGGGGAGAAACCCUAUCAGUGUGUGGAAUGUGGAAAGAGCUUCAGUCAGAGCUCGUCUCUCACUUCCCAUGAAAGAAUUCAUACAGCGGAGAAACCCUAUCAGUACUUGGAAUGUGGAAAGAGCUUCAGGAAAAAGGACAAGCUCACUUCCCAUCAAAGAAUUCCUACAGGGAAGAAACCCUAUCAGUGUGUGGAAUGUGGAAAGAGCUUCAGUUAUGGCUCCCAUCUCACUAAGCAUCAGAGAAUUCAUACAGGGGAGAAACCCUAUCAGUGCUUCGAAUGUGGAAAGAGCUUCAGUCAGAGUGCUCAUCUCACUUCCCAUCAAAGAAUUCAUACAGGGGAGAAACCCUAUCAGUGCUUCGAAUGUGGAAAGAGCUUCCGGAAGAAGGACAAUCUCACUUCCCAUCAUAGAAUUCAUACAGGGGAGAAACCCUAUCCGUGUGUGGAAUGUGGAAAGAGCUUCAGUACGAACUCCAAUCUCACUUCCCAUCAGAGAAUUCAUAGAGGGGAGAAACCCUAUCAGUGUGUGGAAUGUGGAGAGAGCUUCAGUCAGAGCUCGUCUCUCACUUCCCAUCAAAGAAUUCAUACAGCGGAGAAACCCUAUCAGUACUUGGAAUGUGGAAAGAGCUUCAGGAAAAAGGACAAGCUCACUUCCCAUCAAAGAAUUCAUACAGGGGAGAAACCCUAUCAGUGUGUGGAAUGUGGAAAGAGCUUCAGUUAUGGCUCCCAUCUCACUAAGCAUCAGAGAAUUCAUACAGGGGAGAAACCCUAUCAGUGCUUGGAAUGUGGAAAGAGCUUCAGUCAGAGCGUUCAUCUCACUUCCCAUCAAAGAAUUCAUACAGGGGAGAAACCCUAUCACUGCUUGGAAUGUGGAAAGAGCUUCAGGAAAAAGGACAAGCUCACUUCCCAUCAAAGAAUUCAUACAGGGGAGAAACCCUAUCAGUGUGUGGAAUGUGGAAAGAGCUUCAGUACGAACUCCAAUCUCACUUCCCAUCAAAGAAUUCAUACAGGGGAGAAACCCUAUCAGUGCUUGGAAUGUGGAAAGAGCUUCAGGAAAAAGGACACGCUCACUUUCCAUCAAAGAAUUCAUACAGGGGAGAAACCCUAUCAGUGCUUGGAAUGUGGAAAGAGCUUCAGGAAAAAGGACAAGCUCACUUCCCAUCAGAGAAUUCAUACAGGGGAGAAACCCUCUCAGUGCUUGGAAUGUGGAAAGAGCUUCAGGAAAAAGGACAAGCUCACUUUCCAUCAGAGAAUUCAUACAGAGGAGAAACCCUAUAAGGGACACAGAGACACUGACCAUGUCCUCUUCUGCAAGUCCAACGUUCUCUCCCAUUCCUACUGCCUGCAUCAGGAUGUCAUGAAGCUAGCCUGUGCCAGCAUCAAGGUUAACAUCAUCUAUGGACUCGUGGUCAUCAUUUUUGCCAUUGGGGUGGAUUCCCUGCUCAUCUCCUUGUCUUACUACUUCAUCCUGAAGGCUGCCCUGAGUUUGAGCCAAGAGGCACGUGCCAAGGCUCUCGGGACGUGCAUCUCCCACAUAUGUGCUGUCUUCCUUUUCUACGUGCCCUUCAUUGGCUUGUCCAUGGUUCACAGGUUUGGUAAGACGCACGGCUCCAACAUCCAUACUGUGAUGGGCAAUGUCCACCUUCUGGUGCCUCCAGUACUGAACCCCCUCGUCUAUGGGUGUAUGGAAUGUGGAAAGAGCUUCAGUAUGAGCUCCACUCUCGCUUCCCAUCAAAGAAUUCAUACAGGGGAGAAACUCUAUCAGUGUAUGGAAUGUGGAAAAAGCUUCAGGAUGAGCUCCACUCUCGCUUCCCAUCAAAGAAUUCAUACAGGGGAGAAACCGUAUCAGUGUGUGGAAUGUGGAAAGAGCUUCAGUCAGAGCUCCCAUCUCACUUCCCAUCAGAGAAUUCAUACAGGGGAGAAACCCUAUCAGUGUGUGGAAUGUGGAAAGAGCUUCAGUCAGAGCUUCUCUCUCACUUCCCAUCAAAGAAUUCAUACAGGGGAGAAACCCUAUCAGUGUAUGGAAUGUGGAAAGAGCUUCAGGAAGAAGGGCAAUCUCACUUCCCAUCAAAGAAUUCAUACAGGGGAGAAACCCUAUCAGUGUGUGGAAUGUGGAAAGAGCUUCAGUCGGAGCUCCAAUCUCAUUUCCCAUCAGAGAAUUCAUACAGGGGAGAAACCCUAUCGGUGUGUGGAAUGUGGAAAGAGCUUCUGGAAGAAGGACAAGCUCACUUCCCAUCACAGCAUUCAUACAGGGGAGAAACCCUAUCAGUGUGUGGAAUGUGGAAAGAGCUUCAGUACAAGCUCCACUCUCACUUCCCAUCUAAGAAUUCAUACAGGGGAGAAACCCUAUCAUUGUGUGGAAUGUGGAAAGAGCUUCCGGAAGAAGGACUAUCUCACUUCCCAUCAUAGAAUUCAUACAGGGGAGAGACCCUAUCAGUGUGUGGAAUGUGGAAAGAGCUUCAGUACAAGCUCCAAUCUCACUUCCCAUCAGAGAAUUCAUACAGGGGAGAAACCCUAUCAGUGUGUGGAAUGUGGAAAGAGCUUCAGGAAGAAGGACAAGCUCACUUUCCAUCAAAGAAUUCAUACAGGGGAGAAACCCUAUCAGUGUGUGGAAUGUGGAAAGAGCUUCAGUACAAGCUCCAAUCUCACUUCCCAUCAGAGAAUUCAUACAGGGGAGAAACCUUAUCGGUGUGUGGAAUGUGGAAAGAGCUUCUGGAAGAAGGACAAGCUCACUUCCCAUCACAGCAUUCAUACAGGGGAGAAACCCUAUCAGUGUGUGGAAUGUGGAAAGAGCUUCAGUCAUGGCUUCCAUCUCACUUCCCAUCAGAGAAUUCAUACAGGGGGAAAACCCUAUCAGUGUGUGGAAUGUGGAAAGAGCUUCAGGAAGAAGGACAAGCUCACUUCCCAUCAAAGAAUUCAUACAGGGGAGAAACCCUAUCAGUGUGUGGAAUGUGGAAAGAGCUUCAGUAAAAAGGACAGUUUCACUUCCCAUCAAAGAAUUCAUACAAUUCAUGUGGAUUAUUGUGAUGAAUCGGAAAUCGAGAACAAAGGUGGCCACAACAAAAUCCCCAGAGAGGAGAAGCCAAUUACAAAAUUGGAGUGUGCAACAGACGGGGAGACAACAGCGCAAAAGCACAGCAGAGCAGAUAACGGGCAGCGGGAAUUAAUAGCGCAGAGUUCUUCAUUGAAGUAA
This is a messenger RNA of Lacerta agilis (Sand lizard), 4215 nucleotides long. Its product is annotated as zinc finger protein 721-like. Gene Ontology annotation, molecular function: DNA-binding transcription factor activity, RNA polymerase II-specific; olfactory receptor activity; RNA polymerase II cis-regulatory region sequence-specific DNA binding. The coding region runs from base 1 to 4215 and encodes 1404 amino acids. The transcript is spliced from 6 exons. The record is from RefSeq and is a predicted model, not a curated record. Lineage: Eukaryota; Metazoa; Chordata; Lepidosauria; Squamata; Lacertidae. Gene Ontology annotation, biological process: G protein-coupled receptor signaling pathway; regulation of transcription by RNA polymerase II. Gene Ontology annotation, cellular component: membrane.